GUCUCACUUUUACUUUGACCGUGAUACUAACAGGUAGGCUUGUGCGACUCACAGAUUUAUGUUUGUUUAUGUCGACCUGAACGAACUCUUGAAACACCUUUUGUGUUUAUUAAAACAGGAUUACAGGACGCGGAUUUAACACAGAAUAUCUGCCAAAACCUUUAACCAGCAUGUGUCGAUACUGGGAUAUAUCCUUAAUCAUAUGCUUCUCUCUCAUGUUUGUUGGCGUUGAAAACAUGUCAGAUCAAUUGCCUCCACCGAAAGAUCUGAUCUAUACAUGGUCAACACCUUACACAUUGGUUUUGAAAUGGAAAAAACCUGAGGAUCUGGAUCCUACUUGUACAGUAAACUAUACUGUGAUAAUUUUUGAGGGACAGAUAAAACAUACAUAUCAAGUCUUAAACAACUCCUACUCAAUGAAUUUGUCCAAUAAAGAUGGGUUAAACGUCUCUGUUCAUACAAACCCAGGAAAUUGUGGAACCAAAUCAUCAAGCCCACCAAUAAGCUUUGCCAUCCCUCCACCUCCAGUGAUGCUGGUGAGAAACUUGAACUGCAUAUAUUAUUCUGAAGACAAGAUGAAGUUCACUUGGGAUCCUGAUGAUGAUGCCCAAGACCUCAGUUUCUAUUGGUUACAUGGAAACAAAUCAGUUAAAUGCUCCUCAUAUAUAAAUGAGAAUAUGAAGAUCAGAGGAUGCGACAUUAUCAGUGAAGAUUUCAAGAACCAGGCAUUUGAGAUGUUCUAUAUGGCUAUUGGAACUUAUAAGAACGAUACUGUUAUAAACACGUUUAGGAUGUCAGAACCAAAUAAAAACGUGAAACUAAACAAACCUAAAUUUACAAUCAAAAGAAAUGGGAGAAAUCUUUUACUUCAAGCGACCAGAUCAGGCUUUGAAAACUUUGAUGACGGUUGUUUUUCCUACAAUUACACAUAUGUCAAAUGCAAUGAAACGACCUCAGCCAUAGUUACAACAAAUAUUCAUAUUGUGGAGUAUGACCCAAACUGCAAGUACAAAGCCAGAGUGAAGAUGAAUUAUUUAGAGAGAUGUGGUGCAGGGGUGAUUGAAGAAAGUGAUGAAGUGGAAUACGGUGAAGACAGUGAUCCAAAUUUGCCUGUGUUACUGGUCUUUAUUUUCAUCGCUGUCUUCAUUUGCGCUUGUCUGAUAGGGUGUUUUGUGCUACUUCGAAGACAUAAAGAUGAUUUACUCCCAAAAAUUCCAGACCCAUCACAGUUUUUUAAAGAGAAUAUCAACAAUUUCAAAACGAGCUACGCAGCUCCCGGAUUAUAUGAGCCUAAGGAAGAGUCUGUAGUAAGCCUGAGUCUUGAGCCCCAGACGCCACUCCUUCGGGAUCAUGUGCCACGAAUGCAAGAAUUAAAUGUCUAAUCACUGGAAAGUUCAACUGUGGAUUUACACACAUUUACAGUGAAUCAGGGAGGACUCUACACUCAAAACUUGAAGCUGCGGGAAUGUCUGUGCGACAGGAAUGUUUAAACUCUCAUUGUCCCUUCCUGGCAUCAUACGUGAGGACAGCAAUGAACAAGUCCCACUUAACUUUGCAAGCGACUUUGACCCUGCUUGUUUUCAAGGAAUGUAUCGAAGAGAUAAGUGAGGCAAUAAAUGAACUUUCACGGAGAGUCCUGACUGGAACUUAUUUUCCGGGUAUGAGUGUAUCCACUCCAAAUGUACCGAAGCCAAUGGACUACAUACCUGUAAGCUUCAUCCCAUUUCAUGGAGCUCAUAAGAGGAACAUGGCAAAAAAAUGAGAUUUGUGAAAUGUGGAAAAUGUAAUGUAUAAUACACCUUUCCAUGCUUGUUUAUAUAGCCAAGUUUUAUUGAAUGGACUACUGGGUGUUGCUGAACAUAGUUUACAAAAUAAAUAUACAUUUGAAGUCAGAAGUUUAUAUUCACCUUUGCCAAGCAUAUUUAAAUAAGGCCGGACGUUUAUUUGUAGAAAACAUUUCCUGUCCUAUGUCAGAUACUGUGGGUUUGCUUUUCUUUAAGAAUGUGAAAUGUCUUAGUAAUACUAGAGAAAAUUAUUUAUUCCAGCUUUUGUCCACACGUGCACAUGCAAACUGUAGUCUAGCUUUUCAGGGCAGUUUUGGAAUGGUGGGUUCUUGCUGGCAGUCUUUUAGGUUAUGUUUAUAUAGGUGGCUAUGUUUACUGUGGAUGUCAAGAUCCCUUGCUGUUGUACUGGAAUUUAUUUGCACUUUAUACAACAAACUAUGUUUGGAGACAUGUCUAGGAGACAGAGUAAAACACCUUCUGAUGCGUGGAUGCAUAGUCUCAUGGGGUUUAUACCUGCGUACCAUUGUGUGUACAGCAUAUUAGGAAUUGUUUUCUUAAUAUAUUUUUAAGUAUGCCUUAAAAUAGAUCCUCAGGUUCACCUCUAGUUUAUUGCAGUUAGCCUAUCAGAAGCUGAAUAUCUCAAUGCUUGACACACUAUUGACCCUGAUAUUGUCUUUACUUAAACAAAGAAAUUAACAUCACUUAAUAUGUUUUUAGUCCAAAUCAUUUAGCUUAUAAGCGUAUAAAAUCCAUUACACUAAAAAAGUCAAGUGAAAUGAACUAAAAAUUAUCAGUACAUGUUGUAAUGAAUAGCCAUAAUGAAUGCUUUUUCACAGAAUAAGCACUUUGACUACUUAAAUAUUUGUUAGUAAAAUGUCAUAGAGGCUCUUAUAUUAUUGAUGUUGUUUUGUUGUAAAUGAUAAUUUUUUAAAGUCUUCGUUUAGGUGAUCAGUGUUUACUUACAUGAGCCCUGUUCAGCACAUUUUUUUUACUUUUCUCUCCACAGUACUGACAAUUCAUGUCAAAAACACAGUUUUGUGUGUUUAUUCAUUCAAUGAAUUUUGUGUUAUGAUGCCAUUUAUAAAAAGAAACUUGGUGAUGUAGGACAGAGCAAUUGAUACAGUAUACAAAUUAUUUCAAGUUAAAUCAAGUUUACUGAACUUGCUAAAUUAAGUUACAUUUUAAGUCAAAGUACUUUAAAGUUUUUUAAAUUUUAAGUUAAAGUACUUUAAAUUUUAAGUUAAAGUAAGUUAAAGUUUUAGUUCACAUUACUACAUUUUUUAGGGCAGCAAUAUUUUCCCACAAAUGUUUUAAGAAAAUUCAACCUGUCCGGGUUUACAGUGCAUAACUUUCUGGAAUUUGUCAAGGUAUUAAAGCAACAGUUAACAUAGCAUAUGGAAACAUCUGAUCCACUGUGUUUGUGAUGAAGUAAAUCCAAAACACUCUGUACCUGUAUGUAAGCACUUGUUGUAAAAAAUUUCAGACCUGGUUUCACAGACAAGGCUUAGCUAAAACCAAGACUAGGCCUUAGUUGAAUUAAAUAUGUUUAUGCAUACUUAUAAACAUACCUUAGAAAACGAUGCUUCUGGUGUGUAUAGGCAAAUCAUUGGCACUGGCAUACAUUUGCAAGUUGAGACAGCUCAAACAUGAGAUUUAGUCUAGGACUAGCCUUAAGCCUUGUCUGUGAAAUCAAGGCUAAAUGUCCUAAAUGUUUUGCCAAAACUUUACUUUUUUACAGUGGUUUAAAAAUGUUUAAUGGUUUCUACCUGAGAUUGUUUAAUUUUUGACUUCAGCUGUACAAGAAUACUGCUACAAAAAUAAUUUUGUAAAUAAAUGUAAGAGAUUUGUUGUUUUCUAUA
This is a messenger RNA of Paramisgurnus dabryanus, 3643 nucleotides long. RefSeq names its product interleukin 13 receptor, alpha 1 (gene il13ra1). NCBI's taxonomy places the organism in Eukaryota, Metazoa, Chordata, Actinopteri, Cypriniformes, Cobitidae. Gene Ontology annotation, biological process: cytokine-mediated signaling pathway. Gene Ontology annotation, cellular component: external side of plasma membrane. The record is from RefSeq and is a predicted model, not a curated record. Gene Ontology annotation, molecular function: cytokine receptor activity; protein binding.